UCUGCAGGAGGCGUGGAGCAGUGAGUGGUGCGCUUCACAUUGUGCGUCCAAUGUCUUAUGAAUGACAGGCACCGUUUCAACCAGGUUAUGUGACAUUGUGGGACACCAAAGUUAAGUUUUACGUUCAGUGUCUGAACCAGGAGGAAGAAAGGUGAGAGAGGAAGAGGAGGAGGGUCUCUGGAUGAGAUGCGCCACCAGCUGCUGCUUUUACGCGCAGAGGACGCACGGUUCUGUUUGCUGCAGGAGCAUGUUUAGUCUCUGCUUUGGCUUCAAACUGUGAGUGCAAUUCAACCUGAGGAGAGGACUGACACUUCUCACAUUAGGAUAGUUUCUUUUAUACAUCGACAAACUGUGGAGGAACGUCUUCAACUUGCUCCACCUGGACUUUCUUCUCACUUCAACGUGCAGAACUUUAAAAAAGUUUCCAGGUGUACAUACAUGAUGUAUACAAUUACAAAGGGCCCCAGCAAACUGGUCACCCAGCGACGGACAGGACCUACUCAGCAGCUUGACAACAAAAUAAACGACUUCAAGCACAAGCAGACGUCCUGGAGUAUGCCAGACCUUCCUGCACCCAAGAUAGUUUUCAACCGUCCGAACGGUAAGAAGUACCAUCAGCCUGCUCCGGCUCUCCCAGCGGACACCCAGCAGGAAGAACGUUUCACGCCCGCGCACGAGGAAAACGUCAAAUUUGUCUAUGAUGCCUGGCAGGAGGUGAUGCAGCAGCAGAGGCCCGUCCAGAGGCCAGAGGAGGCCCAGGGAGCAGUCCACUAUAAAGAAACCAGUCCCAGCCCACACAUGGACAACUUUGUGCCCAUAGAUCUGGAUGAAUGGUGGGCCCAGCGUUUCCUAGACAAUAUUGACAAGCUAUCCUGACGCUCUUCUGGGACUUGUGGAUCUUGAGAGAUGAUCAGGAGGUGAGACCUGAAGCAGGAUGGCUCACAAAAGACGAGGAGGCCUGGGCAGACGGUUAAAAAUGCCCCGAUGUGGUUCAAAUGGAUGGACAGCGCUGGGACGCUUGCAUAGAAACCACAGAGAAUCACUUCACUUGAACUCUCGCCUUUUAACUACAAACCAUCGGCCUCUAAAUCUUCAGUCUGCGACAGACUGCACGCUGGAGGACGACAUCUUGGGGUUGAGGUUUCUCUCGUCUUUCUACCCACAACAGAGAUGCCAUGUUACUUUGAAAUGCAGUAAAAUUGUAUUUUCAAGAAGCUCUG
Molecule: messenger RNA, 1220 nt
Organism: Sebastes umbrosus (honeycomb rockfish)
Lineage: Eukaryota; Metazoa; Chordata; Actinopteri; Perciformes; Sebastidae
Product: MAPK regulated corepressor interacting protein 2-like
Exons: 5
Coding region: 439-876 (145 amino acids)
Source: RefSeq, a predicted model, not a curated record